GGAAUGUUUUCACCGUUGCACCCGUGAGCUGUCAAGUCAACAGAAGUAUCCCCGACCUCACCUGUGAGGUGUUCUCCGCGGGUCGGAAAGGAUGGCUCAGACGGACAGCAAGGUGCUGAUCCUGGGAGCUCUGGCCGGAGUGGCCGGCAUCGGCCUGGCUGUGGUGUGUUAUCGCAGCUUAAGGUCCAAGCGAAGAGCGUCCUGCCCCGGGUUCUUCCAAAACCGCGCCGAUGAACCGGGAUCGGCCCUCGCGGUGGUGGACGGUCCCGGACUCACCAGGGGUCAGGCGGAGGUGCUGGAGCGCCUGGAGGCCCUGAUCCAGUGUGUGUCCGAGCUGAAAGAAGAGAUGAAGGCGCUGAAGACCGCUCUGCCAGCGCCGCCGCACCCGGUCAGGGAGGAACGGGCCGGCGCUCAGCACAGGACCACCGUGACGAGGAGGAAACGGGCCGCCGCCAGCGCCACCCGGCGCGAGGGACAGAGCUCCGAGGACGCAGAGAGCGAGGGAGGGUACUUGACGGCGCUGACAGACACGGAGGAAGAAGAGGAAAGCGACGAAGAGCCAACUCAAGACAACUUAUUCGUCCUCCUCGAAAGAAUCGACCGCCUGCGUCAGGGCGACGAGUCGGACAAAAGGGAAAGCCUGAACAUCCUUUUGGAGCAAAGAGACGAGUUUGGACACAGCUCGGAGUUUCUUUGGCGGCUAACCCGAGCUUACUGUGACGUUCACGACGUCAGCGUCACUCUGGAGGAGAAGAAGGCCCAUGCUGAAAAUGGUAAACAAGUUGGCGAAGAGGCCAUAAACGUGAAUCCCAAGUGUGCUGAAAGUCAUCAGUGGUACGCCAUCAUGUGUGGAAUCCUGGCAGAAUACGACACGAUACAAAACAAGAUCAGGAACGGUUACGUCUUUAAGGAUCACCUGGACAAAGCCAUCGAGCUGAAGCCGCACGACCCCCUGUCCUACUACCUGCUGGGCCGCUGGUGCUACGCCGUUGCUCAGUUGUCCUGGAUUGAGAGAAAAGUAGCUGCAACACUAUUUGGAGAACCUCCAAGCGCCUCGAUUGAAGAUGCACUGAAGAAUUUCCUGAAGGUCGAAGAGAUUCAUCCUGCUUACUCAAAACUGAACUACGUGUUCCUGGCUAAGUGUUAUAAAGCUCUGGGUCAGACUGACACGGCCAGGAAGAUGUGUGAAGCAGCCUCUUCGAUGAGAACCGUCUCCAAAGAGGAUGAAGAAGCACAAAAGGAGCUGGAUUUACUCUUCCCGGCGCUCGGAGUGUGAAAAAUGUUGAAGAAUUGCUCUGAAGUUAAUCUCACACCUGCUAUGGGUGCUGCAGAUAUAUAUGUAGUCGGUGAAAAUAUCUGUGUGAUUCACUCUGUGAGUGUAAGCAUGAGAAUAUAAUCAUCAGUAAGAGCACAAGGCAACGUCCUUGUCCUUUUUUUUUCUACUUCUAGACUUUUGUUUUAAUAAAUUGAAAAAUUCUCGUUUCUAAUCAUGAAAAAAAACUCAUAUCAGUCAUGAAGCUCUGGUGUGAGAAGCUCUGGGGAACAUGCUUGAAAUCGGCUUCAGUUUCCACCUGUGCUGAGAGCAACGGGUCGUUUUUCAAAGUAACUCAUGGUGCAAAGCAGUCUGCGCUGUUUGAGCCAAAUUACACCGUUUACUGGCAGCGCUGCCCAGUGCCAACAAGGUUCUUCCCAGAAAACGGAAAUUAAUCUAAAAAGCUCCUGCUGGACUUUCUGCGGCGGACUAGAUUUGGCGUUAAUCCUUUCCCUGAACUGAAGGGUGAGCAGAAACCAAAUCCUCACCUAGCAGAUGUAUACACUGCAAAAACUGAACUAAAAAUAAGCAAAAUUUUCUUAAAAUUAGUGUAUCUGUCCUUGAUUUGAGCAGG
Messenger RNA from Fundulus heteroclitus (mummichog), 1886 nucleotides. Its product is annotated as regulator of microtubule dynamics protein 2. NCBI's taxonomy places the organism in Eukaryota, Metazoa, Chordata, Actinopteri, Cyprinodontiformes, Fundulidae. The transcript is spliced from 11 exons. Gene Ontology annotation, cellular component: spindle microtubule; cytoplasm; mitotic spindle pole. Gene Ontology annotation, molecular function: microtubule binding. The record is from RefSeq and is a predicted model, not a curated record. The coding region runs from base 92 to 1276 and encodes 394 amino acids.